AUAUAUUCAUCUAAAAUCAACAAAUCUCAGGACUUAAUGCUACAUGUCAGAGACCAAAGUUUCAGGUCAGCUGAAGAGAAAAGACAGAACAUGUGUGACCUCUCACCUGUAGACACCGUGACCUCUCGACUGCAGUACUGGAGUGUGACGUCACCGGAGACUCUGGCGUUUGUCUACGUGACUCCUGAGGGAGAGAGAUAUGCUUACUCCAGACAAGUGAUCUUCUCUUUGUCUCGCAGAACGGCCAGCUGGCUACGUCAGCAAAACGUGUGUAAAAGUGACGUCGUCCUUUGCCUCGUUCCGACAUCGCCGGAACAGACGUUGAUCACCUUUGGAACGGAGUUGCUGGGCGCUACAAUCAUCUGUUCAUGCAUCCAGUACAAGGACGGUGCGGAUAUUGUCCCUUUGAUGAAGCUGGGUGACGUCACGGCCCUGGUGGUGGACGAGACAGACCAACAAGCCGUUUCCACCCUGGAGAAGCUCAUCCCCAACCUGUGUCCUGGACCGGUCACAAGUCCGGCCAUCCCGUCGUUGAAAACUGUUAUCUUCUGCAAGCGCUUCUCUGACGAGGACACGUUGACGUUCCUGGAAUCCGUCAUCAACGAGGAAGAAGCUGACCUUGUUGACCUCAGUGCUGAUGAAAUUACGAUAAUAUUUACUACUUCCGGUACUAGUGGGCAGACAAAGCUACUGCCCAUAUCUCACAGGUGUAUUUUGAAAUCAGGACUUUAUAUCUGCGAGGUAAAGGGCUGGGAGGAGGGCUCGCCUCCAAAAGAUGAAGAAAAAUUCGUGUUUAACUUGCUGAAAGAGGAAAGAGUGAUCCAGGCCUACGUUACCCCUGCUUUCCUUAAAGCCAUGCUAGCGCGAGCUGACCUCCUAGAACCAGACGACAGAUGGCGCGGACGUUCUAUAAUAACGGCAGGCAGUGUCGUCACCAAGGACAUGAUCGGAGCGUGGAAAACACUGGCCUCCGAACUCCGUGUUGUAUACGGAAGCACGGAAAUGGGCUCUGUUACAUGCAAGAUAUAUAGAGGAGAUGACGAGGUGGAAGAAGCAAACUGUGGUAAACCUGCAAAAGGACGAAGGGUUAAAGUUGUGGACGAGGCUCUGAGAGAAGUUCCUCCAAACACCAGAGGCGAACUUCUGAUCGACAGCACGGGCUGGUUCCCUGGAUACCUGAAGCAACCACAACUCACAGCACAAGCGACACCGGAAGAAGGCUGGUUCAGACCUGGAGACGUUGCUUACAUUAACGAACAUGGUGACGUCUUCGUUGAGGGAAGAUGUUCUGACGUCAUCAGUGUUGGUUACUUUUUGUUUUAUCCCCAGGCAAGAUCCAGCCCACAAGCACAACGUCUGCUGCCCGACAACCUCCUUCGUUAUUGUGCUGAGUAUUACCAAGAGGGAUUUCGCCAAGAACAUAAAGAACAAGAAUCCACCUGUCCAAAGUUUUGCCUGUUGUUCAACAAGUUUCCAGUAAAUGCUAACGGCAAGUUGCUGCGAAGAGAGUUGCGCCAUCUGGCCUUGGAGAGACUUGGAAUAAACAAAGACAGCUAG
Pomacea canaliculata is the source of this 1557-nucleotide messenger RNA. Its product is annotated as putative acyl--CoA ligase YdaB. The transcript is spliced from 6 exons. The record is from RefSeq and is a predicted model, not a curated record. Lineage: Eukaryota; Metazoa; Mollusca; Gastropoda; Architaenioglossa; Ampullariidae. The coding region runs from base 37 to 1557 and encodes 506 amino acids.